AUGAGGCUAGAACAAAUCCCUCUCAACCGUAGGUGGACUGGUAAUGACCGGGAGUUAGCCUACCCAGGGGGAGAUGGCAACAUGGAACAGUUCCCCUCAGGCCCUCUGGAUCAGAACAUCGUGGAGAGCCAGGCAGUGCAGCUGGACUACAUCAACUCCACCUACUCCCGUGGCCACUUGAACCCCAGCCUCCACCACAUGAGCCACGACACCCGCUCUUCCACCUUCACCCUCACCAACGUGGUUCCCCAAAAGAAGGGCUCUAAUGAUGGGCCUUGGGAACUUCUGGAGCACAGUGUGAAUCACACCUUAGCCACCUACUGUCUCGGAGAUGCCUACGUCGUGACGGGCAUCAUCCCCUACCGCAAUGACGAGCACUGGCUGAAGAAUCACCGCGUGGCGGUGCCUGAGUAUAUGUGGUCUGCCUACUGCUGUCCAAAGUACAACCAAAGUCUUCCAAAAGAGCUAACCAACGCCUUUCCCACGUACGCGGGCAUCGGACGCAACGACCCCAACAGCAGCGAGGAGAUUGUGCCUGUUGAUAAGACGGUUAAGAAACAAUUCAGGGGAUAUGAUGUGAGAAAUAUGUCCCUGGAAACACUCGAGAUGUACUUGAAGGACAGAUUCAAUACUGUUGUUAGUGUGUUUUAUGAGCAGUGCACCGGAUCAGACCUCACAGAAAAUACAUAAAUGAUACAUAAAUGUUGUUUAUAUACACAUUUCUGUGAGGAGAAUGACACAAAGUGCAAAUAUUAAUGACCACUACUGAAAUGAUUCAUACACAACGCGCUGCCGCUGAGUUCAAGUAUGCACAAAACACUUUAAACCACUAGGUGGUGUCCUUGUGCAAUACAUGUAGCUCCACAUUUCGGCUGAAGUUGUAUAUAUGUAUCAAACUAAUUCUGAUUCUGAUUCACUAAAUAACUAAUAAUGAUCAGUGGUGUAAGAACUACUCAGGUACUAAACAACAAUGCACAUUCCUACCAAAGUAGAGCACAGAUGUUUUGUUAGCCAAAUAUACUUGAAGUAUCAAAGAAAACUUUUCAUAACCUGAUCUAUAACUUCUAUAUCUUUGCCCCAAAGGGAAAAAGUGGCAAUGACUCCAACUCUUACAUGCAACAUCUAUAUUACUACAUAUUAUUCUUUUAUUUUUUACUAUUGAGAAAUUGGAAUGUCCUAAUUUUCCCUUUUGGGUGCAGAAAGUAUAUCCGAUUUAUCUAACAGCACAUAGUAUGUGUUAAUAUGUGCACCUGCAAAUGACAGAAACUAUAAUAAAUCGAUAUAGAAAAGA
Messenger RNA from Pundamilia nyererei, 1291 nucleotides. RefSeq lists its product as uncharacterized. The record is from RefSeq and is a predicted model, not a curated record. The coding region runs from base 1 to 690 and encodes 229 amino acids. NCBI's taxonomy places the organism in Eukaryota, Metazoa, Chordata, Actinopteri, Cichliformes, Cichlidae. Gene Ontology annotation, molecular function: metal ion binding; hydrolase activity; nucleic acid binding. The transcript is spliced from 2 exons.